AUGGGCAUUCCAUCAUCUCUACCCACAAACCCUAACCCCAGUCCCAGUCCGCCGCUCCCUCAGUCACCACCACCGCAAACGCCGUCGUUACCUCAAUCUCCACCACCUCAAUCACCGCCACUACCCCCAAGCCAAACACCACCUCUCAUUCCGCCGACCCCCCUUUCGCCACAAACUGAGCCGCAAAAUGAGACACCCGUUUUCGACACUCAUUCCCCAGAACCAAUGCCUGAACCUGAGCCUACUCAAACGAAGUCUAAAGGUAAAACUAAAAAGGCUGCAGGUAAACCCAAGAAAACCCCUGUCGGAAAAUGA
Molecule: messenger RNA, 315 nt
Organism: Hevea brasiliensis (rubber tree)
Lineage: Eukaryota; Viridiplantae; Streptophyta; Magnoliopsida; Malpighiales; Euphorbiaceae
Product: vegetative cell wall protein gp1-like
Exons: 1
Coding region: 1-315 (104 amino acids)
Source: RefSeq, a predicted model, not a curated record